AUGAUUAGUUUUGCUGAGGGUGACAGGAAUACAAGGUACUUUCAUAGUAUUAUGAAUGGGAGGAGAAACAGAUUACAGAUCAUAAGAAUUCUGAAUCAGCAAGGAGUAUGGAUAGAAGGGGAGUCACUUUUGGCAGAAGAAGCUUGUAGAUUUUACCAACAACAGUUCUCCCAAGAGGUUGAUCCUUUAGAUUUUAAAUUGCUACAACAUGUUCCUAGUAUGGUGGAUCAGGAUACUAAUAAUCAGCUGGUAAGCAUGCUAACUUUAGAGGAGGUGAAGAAGGCUGUAUUUGAAUUAUCUGCAGAUAGUGCUGGUGGUCCAGAUGGUAUGAUUGGAAUAUUUUAUCAAGUGUGUUGGGACAUUGUUGGUGCUGAUGUAUACAAUCUUGUGAAAGAAUUUUUUGAUGGCCAAACUCUUCCUAAGUCAGUCACACAUACCAACCUGGUACUGUUACCAAAGAAGAACAACAUUGAGACCUUUGCUGAUAUGAGACCAAUCAGUCUCAUCAACAAGGUUAUUUCUAGAGUGGUUCAGGAUAAGCUGGAGGGCAUUCUACCUUUACUGAUAUCUCCUAACCAGUCUGGAUUUGUUAAGGGCAGAUGUAUCAUUGAAAAUGUCCUUCUAACUCAAGAAGUUGUGACUGACAUUAGAUUAACAGGAAAACCAGCUAAUGUUGUACUUAAGCUUGACAUGGCUAAAGCAUAUGAUAGAGUAUCAUGGAGUUACUUGAUCAGAGUUUUAAGGAAGAUGGGAUUUGUAGAAAUUUUCAUAGAUAUGGUGUGGAGGCUGAUAGCAAAUAAUUGGUACUCCAUACUCCUUAAUGGUCAAGCUCAUGGUUUCUUUCAUUCCACCAGGGGUGUAAAACAAGGAGAUCCUCUUUCUCCUGCUUUGUUCAUCUUAUAUGCUGAAGUUUUAUCUAGAGCAUUGAAUUCUUUAUUUGAGAAUAAUGACUUUAGAAGUUAUGGAAUGGCCAAAUGGAGUGCAAAUCUGAACCAUCUGGCAUAUGCAUAUGACACAAUAAUUUUUUCAUCUACAGAUGCUAGAUCUUUGGAGUUAAUUAUGGAGGUACUACAUGCAUAUGAGCAGAAUAAUAGUGAGAAAGGCGGAAGAAGACACUGGUCAUCAUGGCUUAACUUGUGUAAGCCAAAAGAGGAAGGAGGAGUAGGAUUUAGAUCUUUGUUUGAUGUAUCUGAAUCCUUAUGUGCAAAACUUUGGUGGAAAUUCAGGACAACAAAUACUCUAUGGGCAAACUACAUGUGGAUCAAAUAUUGCAAAAGGCACAGUCCUCAGACUGUGCAGUGGAAAGGAGGUUCUCAAGUAUGGAAGGAUAUGAUAGAGGUUAGAGAUAAUAUAGAGCAAGAAACAUGGUGGGAACCAAGGAGUGGAACUGCAAAUGUAUGGUUUGACAACUGGACAAAGCUAGGGGCACUAUAUCACAUUAUUCCAGAUGAUUUUGGAAUAGAUGAGGGUGUUCAAGAUGUAAAAGAACUUAUGUUGCAGGUUGGUUGGAAUAUAGGAAAAUUGCAGCAGUUGUUUCCUAUGGAUAUUGUGGAUCAUAUAUUGGAAGAAUUGCACUUUCAUGAACCAAAAGAUGAGUGGGAUAUGCCAAGAUGGAUGAUGACAGCAUCAGGCAAGUUUACAGUAGGCACUGCAUGGGAAUUACUGAGGAUUAAAGCAGUCAAGUCAGAUGUUUUUAAGAAUAUAUGGAUAUCAGGGGUGUCUUUUAAGAUAUCUUUCUUUUUCUGGAGGUUGUGGAAGUACAAAAUACCAGUUGGAGAGGUAGUAAGAAGGAUAGGGGUAGAUAUUGAGGCAACCUGUUAUUGCUGUGAUCAUAGGCAAUAUGAAACUGUGGAUCAUUUGUUUGUUACAGGAAAUGUUGCCAUAAAAGUUUGGACUUAUGUUAAAACUGCUGUUGGCAUCACAACACAGUUUCAACAAGUCAGGGAACUCUUUCAAAUCUGGUGGAAUACAAAUUGUCCCUCAAAGUUCAGAACCAUUUUUAAAGCUAUUCCAAUGGCCACCAUGUGGCAGUUAUGGAAGUGGAGGAAUACAGUCCUACAUGGAGGGAGGAUGUCCAUCAACAAAGUGAUUUAUGAGAUAAACAUGGUCAUAUAUCAUUUGUGUAGAAUGAGGUUUCCAGGGCAGAACAACUUACCAAAAUGCAUACCUCAAAUUCUACAAAUCUUUGAAGCAUACAGGCCAAGAAUUGUAAUAGGUGAUUUCCAGUAUGCAGCAGCAAGAAGGAUAUCAGAUGGUUCAAAUUUGAUAGCAGAAUCAAGGGCACUACAUGAGGGGCUUAAGUACUGUGUUACACACAGUCUGUUACCAGUGGUGUUGGAAACAGAUUCAAUGACUAUGAAGAUGAUCUUAACUGGUCAGUGGGAGACUCCAUGGAGUAUAUCAAUGAUCAUAAAUUAUAUCUUAAGGUUGAGGAGGGAUAAGGAAGUAAGGGUGGAGCAUGUGCUGAGAGAAGGAAAUGGACUGGCUGAUUUUUUAACUAAUUAUGCUUUUGAUUUUGCAGGUGAUCAUCUUUUUCAGAGUUUUACUUCACUUCUGUGA
Messenger RNA from Lycium barbarum (goji berry), 2559 nucleotides. RefSeq lists its product as uncharacterized. Lineage: Eukaryota; Viridiplantae; Streptophyta; Magnoliopsida; Solanales; Solanaceae. The record is from RefSeq and is a predicted model, not a curated record. Gene Ontology annotation, molecular function: nucleic acid binding; RNA-DNA hybrid ribonuclease activity. The coding region runs from base 1 to 2559 and encodes 852 amino acids. The transcript has 3 exons.